GCAAAACCGAAUUGGAAUAAGUAAUUCCCGAGAAUUAAAUGGUUUUCCGGCUAUAAAUGGCCGCCAAAAGCAGCGAGAAGGAGAAGGGCGAGUCCCAGGAGCCGGUGACGCCGGCGGAGAAGUCUGAACCGGCGGCAGCCAGCGAUCCUGGCGAGCUAAAGGCCAAGGAACCGGCGACGGAGGAGGCAACGCCGGCCAAAAAGGAUGGAGGACGCAAGAGGAAGCGCCAUUUGUUCAACUCGAUUCGCAGCCAAAUGGAGUUUUACUUCGGGGACGCCAACCUGAGCAAGGAUCGCUUCCUGCGGCGCUACGUGGAGCAGGAUCCAUAUGUUCCCCUAGAGAUCUUUCUCACGUUCAACAAGAUCAAGACGCUCACCCAGGAUGCGGAGCAGAUAGCCAAGGCUUUGAGCAACUCGCAGCUCCUGGAGCUGGACGAGACCAAGCUGAAGGUGCGCCGCCGCACCAAGCUUCCCGAUCAUCGCGAUGUCAACGAUAAAACCCUGUAUGUGGAGGCCCUGCCCGCAAAUGCCACUCAUGAUUGGCUGAAGGAGGUGUUUAGCCGCUACGGACCGGUGGCCUAUGUCUCCCUGCCCCACUAUCCGGGCACCAGGAAGAUCAAGGAGUUCGCCUUCAUCGAGUUCGAGAAGAGCGGCUCCGUGGAGAAGGCGGUGAAGGCAUUUGCUCAGAUCCAGGGCGUUCUUUCGCUGGAAACCGAUCCUGGAGAGCUGGCCAGCGUGCGUUCCUUCCAGCAGCAGCAAAAGCAGCAGGAGCAGCAGCCGCCGGAGGAGGCCAGUGAUACCGUGGAGCCGCUGAAGCGAAAUCUUAAGAGGGAGGCUGCCGAGAAAGAGGAGCCGCAGGAGGUGAAACGCCUCAAGCUGCAGGAGGAGCAGCAGCCCAGCGAGGCCUCCACGGCGGAGGAGGAAACCGGCAGCGAAACGGAGGAGGCGGAGGAAAAGACAGAGGGCGAGGCGGCUACCAAGAAGCGGCGACGCAAACGCAAGAAGAAGGCAAUCGUAGACAAGCCGAACAUUGAACCCAGCGCUCUGGAGCUCAAGGUGCUGCCCAAGACCAGCUGGAGCAGUCUGCGCAACAAGUACUUGAAUCUGCAGCGUCGCCUGAUCAGCGAGGCCAAGGCGAAGCUCUGGCGGGAGCAGCAUCCCCAUCAGCAGCAGCAGCCGCUGCACCACCAAAACCAUCCCAAACCCUCGUCGCAGCUGCCCGAGGCGGUUAAGGAGGAGGAAUCGGGUGUGGAGGUGCUAAGCGAUGGCGGAGAACCCGCCGGAGAUGCAGUUCCUGUACCUGCGAAGCGCCGCAAGGCAGUGCACAAGAUGAACAUGAAUUUCUACGGCGCCGGCGGCGUGGAGUCCACCAAAUCCGAGGAGCCCUCGCAGGAACGCACGCCCCUCUUCAAAUACGAACCGGGAUUAAUUGUGGAGUGCUGCCUCCUCGAACCCUGCGCGAAUGUCAAGGAGUUCAAGGCCGACAUGCGUCAGUAUACGGACAUCAAGUACGUGGACAUCAGGGAGGGCGAUCAGGUGGCCCAGCUGCGCAUGGCCACGCCCGCCGCCGCCGAGGAACUGGUGCGCCAGGUGAGCUGCGCCGAGCGGCAGCUCAAAGUGCUGGCCGGCCAGCAAGAGACGCUCUAUUGGCGCAAAAUCGAACAGGAUCGCGAGGCGAAGCUCUCGAAGAAGGUGCGCGUCCAGCAGAAACGCGGUCGCGAGAAGGUCUCCAAGCUGCUGGCCAAGCACAUCAAGUUCGAUGACGCGGAUGAUGAUGUGCAGGCGGCCGCCAUGGAUUGA
Molecule: messenger RNA, 1799 nt
Organism: Drosophila takahashii
Lineage: Eukaryota; Metazoa; Arthropoda; Insecta; Diptera; Drosophilidae
Gene: Larp7
Product: La related protein 7
Biological process (GO): RNA processing
Cellular component (GO): ribonucleoprotein complex; nucleus
Molecular function (GO): RNA binding
Source: RefSeq, a predicted model, not a curated record